Acyrthosiphon pisum (pea aphid) is the source of this 6600-nucleotide messenger RNA. Its product is annotated as putative PE-PGRS family protein PE_PGRS54. The transcript is spliced from 5 exons. The record is from RefSeq and is a predicted model, not a curated record. Bases 277 to 6465 code for a protein of 2062 amino acids. NCBI's taxonomy places the organism in Eukaryota, Metazoa, Arthropoda, Insecta, Hemiptera, Aphididae.
ACCACCUAUUUUUAUAAUAGUCGAAAAUGAAUCCUUAAUAUGUUAUAAUUAUUUUUAGUAGUAUACAUUUGAAACACCCUGUAUACAUGUUUAAUACACUCCCUUCUGCUUAAGCUCGCAGAUGUUUAAAUAAUUUUAUAAGAACUCAUUUAACAAAAAAAAAAUCCACACUUCAGACAUUCGGGCGUUUGUCAUUCGAUGUUCAAAAUAGUCGUAGAUGAAUACAUGUGAUGUUGAUAUAAUUUUUUUUGAGUCGUUUAAGUUAAUUUUGCUAUUAUGGCUACUUCGUGUUUUUUGUGUGUAUUCUUGAUUUGUAUAGCUGUAUCCCACGGUUAUCAUUCUAAUAUUGGUUUUAAGUCAAAGAAUGGUUCAAUGUUAAAUAAAAGUACAAAUGAUAUUGGUACAUCCUCAGCAAUCUCCAAUACAGAAUUUUUCGAUAAGGAAAAAAAAAUAAUUGCACAUAAAAAUGAAAUGACCAAAGAAUGUGUUUUAAAAUUAGUGGAUGAUCAAACAAACAUUUUAAAUUUUAAAAACAAUUAUGACCAAAAUAUGGAAUUAACAGAAGAUGAAAUGGUUGAAAUUAUUGGUGAAAAUUUAAGAAACUUUUGCAAAGAUAAAAUCAUUAUUUUAAAUAACUUCGACAAUAAUCGUUUUAGUAGAUCAAAACGUUCAACAGAAAAGAAACGAUAUCAAGGUCAAACCCAAACUCAAUUUGUUAGUUUUGGUUCAAAAAAUUCUAAUCAAGAAACAAAAAAUGGAUUGGCUGAAGCUUUGUCACAACCUGAUUUAUCAAGGGCAACAGUCAGUGGUUUGAAUGGUAUGGGACAAGCUCAAAGUCAGUCAAGCUUUGGGGAAUGUGAUGAAUGCCCUGGACAGGAUUAUAGAACGCAUUCCACACAAGUGGACAAUUCUCAUCUGGUACGUUUUCCAUCUCUUCGACCUACAAAUUCUGUUCCUCAAAAUGAAAAUUCAAGACCAUAUAGUAUAUCGAAUACAAAUAGGCAGGCACCAGGCUUACAAAAUGAAGAAAAUCAAAGAGAACAUUCUAUCAACGGUCAAUACCCAGAUACAUAUCCAGGUUCAGGAACAAACAUUAAAUUACCGGGUAAUCAAGAUCAUGGAUAUGGUGUUAGGCCUUUAGUCGAUGGUCAAUAUCGAGGAUCAGGAACAAACAAUAAAUUACCAGGAAACCAAUAUCAAGGAUAUGGUAUAACUCCGUCUAUCGAUGGUCAAUAUACAAGUUCGGGAACAAACAAUAAAUUACCGGGUAACCAAAAUCAAGGAUAUGGUAUCAAUCCGUCUAUCGUCGGUCAAUAUCCGGGAUUAGGAACAAACAAUAAUUUACCGGGAAAUCGAGAUAAUGGAUAUGGAAACGAACCGUAUUCUUAUGGUCAAUAUCCAGAUAAAAACCAAGGUUCGGAUUCAAAAAAUACAACAGAACUGGGUAAUAUAGACUCGGGACGUGUAUAUAGUUCUGCAAACGAACAGAAUCCAAAUUUAGCUAAUACGAAUUCACCUGAAUUCAAAAAAAACGUAAACAAUGAUGCUGUUAACCCAAACACAUAUUCCAUUAAUUCUAGUCCAUUUAAUCCCAGUAGCUGGGAAUAUGCAAAUAAAAUCGAUAGUAACAAUCCUAAUUUAGAUCAGCAAAUAAAUCAGUCAGGCUUUCCCAAUAUUCCUUCUGGGUUAGGUCAUGGAAUAUUGACUCCACAUAACACACCUAAUUCAGAAUGGACGCGUCCUAGUUACAAUCCACAAGUUCCAGUAACAACUUCAAUAGGACAUCAAAAUAAACCAGCAAAUUAUCCACCUAUUUUUAUACCUAACCAUCAACAACAAAUGCCAAAUGUUUUAGGUCAAUUAACACCAAGUAUGCCUAUUUCAAGUGAUGCGAACUCACAAAACGAGCAAAGGAUUAAAAACGAAGCUGCUGGAACUAUACACAAUGGAUAUCCGUUGUCUUCAAAUAUACACGGAGGCCAAGAUUAUACCACACUAAAUUUACCUUCGCUAUGCAAUUUCUUAUACCAGACAUGUCUUAAUGCAAUGUCGAAUAAUAAAAAACUAAAUGAAUUUCAAAUAACUAAUUCACAAAAUAACGAAAGAAUUCCUAACGAGGGAAAACAAGUUGGUAUUACACAGGUACCUAUAACCCAACAGCAAGGUUACCCUUUAUACGGCGGAGGAAAUAAUCAAAAUCAAAUACAGCCUAGUUAUGGUCUACCUCAAGAUACAUUAGGAUCGGGCGUGCCUUAUGUACAACAUCCUGGAUACACACCAUCAGGUGUAAAUUUAAAUCCAAUUCAAACUAGCUAUGGCCAACCUCAAAGUACAUUAGGCUCUGGAGGAUCUGGUUAUCAGCAACCUGGAUACGCUUCGUCGGGUGGAAAUAUAAAUCAAAUUCAACCUAGUUAUGGCCAGUCUCAAGGUGCAUUGGGAACAGGAGGUUCUGGUGUUCAGCAACCUGGAUAUAUCCCAUCAGGUGGAAAUAUAAAUCAAAUUCAACCAAGUUAUGGUCAUAGUCAAGGCACAUUAGGCUCUGGAGGGACUGGUUAUCAGCAACCUGGAUACGCUUCAUCGGGUGGAAAUAUCAAUUCAAUUCAACCUAGUUAUAGCCAGCCUCAGGGUACAUUAGGCUCCGGAGGGUCUGGUUAUCAGCAACCUGGAUACGCUUCAUCGGGUGGAAAUAUAAAUCAAUUUCAACCUAGUUUUGGCCAGCCGCAUGGUACAUUAGGCUCUGGAGGGUCUGGUUAUCAGCAACCUGGAUACGCUUCAUCGGGUGGAAAUAUAAAUCAAAAUCAAAUUCAACCUAGUUAUGGCCAGUCUCAUGGUACAUUAGGCUCUGGAGGGAUUGGUUAUCAGCAACCUGGAUACGCUUCAUCGGGUGGAAAUCUAAAUCCAAUUCAACCUAGUUAUGGCCAACCUCAAAGUACGUUAAGCUCUGGAGGGUCUGGUGUUCAGCAAUCUGGAAAUGUUCCAUCAGGUGGAAAUAUAAAUCAAAUUCAACCUCAAGGGACAUUAGGCUCUGGGGGGACUGGUGUCCAGCAACCUGGAUACGCUUCAUCGGGUAGAAAUAUAAAUCAAAUUCAACCUCAAGGGACAUUAGGCUCCGGAGGGUCUGGUGUUCAGCAAUCUGGAAAUGUUCCAUCUGGUGUAAAUAUAAAUCAAAUUCAACCUAGUUAUGGCCAGCCUCAUGGUACUUUGUACUCUGGAGGGACUGGUGUCCAGCAACCUGGAUACGCUUCAUCGGGUGAAAAUCUAAAUCCAAUUCAACCUAGUUAUGGCCAACCUCAUGGUACAUUAGGCUCUGGAGGGUCUGGUGUUCAGCAAUCUGGAAAUGUUCCAUCUGGUGUAAAUAUAAAUCAAAUUCAACCUACGUAUGGCCAACCUCAAGGUACGUUAGGCUCUGGAGGGUCUGGUGUUCAGCAAUCUGGAAAUGUUCCAUCAGGUGGAAAUCUAAAUCCAAUUCAACCUAGUUAUAGCCAGCCUCAUGGUACUUUGUACUCUGGAGGGACUGGUGUCCAGCAACCUGGAUACGCUUCAUCGGGUGGAAAUCUAAAUCCAAUUCAACCUAGUUAUGGCCAACCUCAUGGUACAUUAGGCUCUGGAGGGUCUGGUGUUCAGCAAUCUGGAAAUGUUCCAUCAGGUGGAAAUAUAAAUCAAAUUCAACCUCAAGGGAUAUUAGGCUCUGGAGGUACUGGUGUCCAGCAACCUGGAUACGCUUCAUCGGGUGGAAAUCUAAAUCCAAUUCAACCUAGUUAUGGCCAACCUCAAGGUACGUUAGGCUCUGGAGGGUCUGGUGUUCAGCAAUCUGGAAAUGUUCCAUCAGGUGGAAAUAUAAAUCAAAUUCAACCUCAAGGGACAUUAGGUUCCGGAGGGUCUGGUUAUCAGCAACCUGGAUACGCUUCAUCGGGUGGAAAUCUAAAUCAAAUUCAACCUAGUUAUGGCCAGCCUCAUGGUACAUUAGGCACAGGAGGGACUAGUGUCCAGCAACCUGGAUACGCUUCAUCGGGCGGAAAUCUAAAUCCAAUUCAACCUAGUUAUGGCCAACCUCAAGGUACAUUAGGCUCUGGAGGGUCUGGUGUUCAGCAAUCUGGAAAUGUUCCAUCUGGUGUAAAUAUAAAUCAAAUUCAACCUAGUUAUGGCCAGCCUCAUGGUACUUUGUACUCUGGAGGGACUGGUGUCCAGCAACCUGGAUACGCUUCAUCGGGUGGAAAUCUAAAUCCAAUUCAACCUAGUUAUGGCCAACCUCAUGGUACAUUAGGCUCUGGAGGGUCUGGUGUUCAGCAAUCGGGAAAUGUUCCAUCUGGUGUAAAUAUAAAUCAAAUUCAACCUACGUAUGGCCAACCUCAAGGUACGUUAGGCUCUGGAGGGUCUGGUGUUCAGCAAUCUGGAAAUGUUCCAUCUGGUGUAAAUAUAAAUCAAAUUCAACCUAGUUAUGGCCAACCUCAAGGUACGUUAGGCUCUGGAGGGUCUGGUGUUCAGCAAUCUGGAAUUGGUCCAUCUGGUGUAAAUAUAAAUCAAAUUCAACCUACGUAUGGCCAACCUCAAGGUACGUUAGGCUCUGAUGUUCAGCAAUCUGGAAAUGUUCCAUCUGGUGUAAAUAUAAAUCCAAUUCAACCUAGUUAUGGCCAACCUCAAGGUACGUUAGGCUCUGGAGGGUCUGGUGUUCAACAAUCUGGAAAUGUUCCAUCUGGUGUAAAUAUAAAUCAAAUGCAACCUAAUUAUGAUCAACCUCAAGAUACAUUAGGUUCUGGUGGGACUGGUGUCCAGCAACCUGGAUAUAAUUUACCACCUGGAGAACCUAAUCGAAAUCGUCUUUCAAGUGUUCAAUCACCUUUAGAUGGAAAAAGAGUACCUCAAAGUUAUCCUGGAUCGUAUGGUGAUAACAGUUUUAGAGGUCCAUCUCUUAAGCCAGAAUCAGAUAUAGGAAAUAUUAAUCCAUCACUAAACCCAAUAAUCGGUGGUCAGUUUGGAACAGAUAUAUCAUCUGGAGGUUCUGUGACUCCUAUUGACACUGAAGGAGGAGAUGCACAAUCAAUGACUAAUGUAGAUGUUGAUGGCCAAGAAACUAGAGCAUCGGCUUCAGCUCAAGGAAAGUCCAAAACAGGUAUGAGCCAGACUCAAGUAUCUGGUUCAUAUUUAGGAACAGGAACUUUUUCUGCUCAAGCUCAAACAAGUGAUAGCGAUAAAGGAGCUCAAAGCCAAAUUGUAAGUAAUACAAAUGGUACAACAAGUACAGCUCAAGGAAAAGGUGGAAGGGGACAAGCACAAUCCCAAGUUCUUUAUAAUUCAGAUAAUGGCAUUGCCUUAGGUGAAGCACAAAGCUCAGGAAUUAAUUAUGGAACAAACACUCAAUUGCAAGCUGGUAUAAAAGGGGGAGUGGCAGAUGCACAAUCAACUGGCCCAGGAAGUACUUCCAGCCAGGCUCAAAUAGGUUUCUUACCACAAGAGUCCAACAACAGCACUAAUCAAAAGUCAUUAUUUAAAGGUAGCGGUGCAACUUCAGCUCAAGCUGGAUCAUAUAGUGGUCAAUCGCAAAGUCAACUGUUUGGGUCAUAUAAGCAUGGUAUUUCAUACAACGGUGCUGCUCAAGCAAGCAGUGGUAAAAAACUUCAAAACUUACCAAAAUUAAAUAUGGCUGAUGCCAAGUUAAAAAUUGGGCAACUUGAAAGAUCUUAUAAUGAAGUUAAAAAUCAAACUAAUGCACUCCCGAACGUACAGCCUAUUCCAAAUGUAUUAAGAUCUCAAAAUCAAGUGGACAAUUCCAAUGUUGAUAACCAAAAACAGCAAAAUAUAUCUUCAACACAGACUCCAUCUAUUUUACCACAAGAAUCGUCUAAAAAUAUCGAUGUUUAUCCUGAAUACGAAGAUAAUGAUGAGUAUGAUGAAGAUAGUGAUGAAUCUGUAAAUACAAAAUCAGUACAAACAAAAAAAGAAACAAUCCCAAAGCAAGAGCAAAAUAUUAUUUUAAAAUUAGAUGACAAACAUGAUGCCCAAAUUACUCGUGAUUCUGAUAGUCAGCUGAAAUCUGGACAAGUAUUAGAUGCUGGUCAAGUUAUACCAGGGACUAACGGAACUAAAAUACCAAAUGGAUUUAGAGGGAGGGUAGCUUCAGUAGCUGGAGACCAUACCGAAGCUAAAGCAAUUCCGGGAGGUCAAGCUCAAACUCAAACUGUAUUCUUAACACCCGGAGUAGGUAGUUUAACUGUGGUAGACAAAACAAAAUUAAGAGCGCAGUUAAAUAAAGAAUCAUAUGUUAAGCCAAUUAAAAGUUUCAAAACUGAAAUUAAUGGAGGAAUAGGCAAAUUUCAACCAGAUGAAAAGAAUGUUCAGUAUUUUACUAAAUCAUCAACUUGUGGUUACUUUUCAUUUUCGUGUAACUAUGUAAAUGGAGCAAAAGAUGGGCCUAAAAUAUGUAAGCCAAAUCCACCACCUUUCCCAUGCCAGAGAACUAAUAAUUAAUGAUUAUAACAAAUAUUAGAAUAAUAUUUUUUUUUUAUAAAACAAUUAUUUAUAUUUUAGUUAAGUUAAUUGAGUACAAAAUUGUAUACUAAUUAAACCUAACUUUGUACUAUGAAAUAUAGUAGUUCUAUUAGA